CGGUUAACGCCAUGGAAAACAAAAUUAUGAAGGGCUAUGAACCAUUUUGAGCUCUUAAAUUUUAAAAUUUGUCUGUAAAAUCUGUCUCUCAGGCAUUGCGACGAUCGAGAUCAGCGGUGUAGGUUUAAUCAUCAUGGUCUAGAUGAUUUGUAAACGUUACAAGGAGUUUCAUUCAAGAAAUGAGCCUGCUUUACUUUCCCAGCUGGUUGAUCGUUGCGGCAUUCUUUCUGGUUACUUGUGUUUCCAAAGGGAUGAUUUUUGAUAUAAGACCAUCAGUGGAAGAGUAUCUUCCAAACUACGAUUUCUACCAUAAUCUUUCCAGGAUGAAUCAGUGUCUUCAUCAUGUUUCCUCGAAAUAUUCUGAAUUUUUGGACGUACAGAUGCGUUACCGUUCACGUAUGGGACUUACUCAGUUCGUUGUUCGAGUCUCGAACUUCUCUCUCGACUCUGUUUCUAAAAGCAAGUCAGACAACAGAUCCAGAAUUUUAUUUUCCUAUGGCGAACAUGCCGCCGAAUUCCUCCCCGUUCAAAGUAUGUUCCACUUAAUAGAAAAUAUAACUCAGGGUUAUGACUUACUACGAGAAACUCACGGAGCAAAGUUUACCCGAUAUUUGCUUAACAAUUUUGAUCUUUUCAUCUUGACCAUCGUGAAUCCAGAUGGUCGCACAAUCGUCGAAAGAACUAGAAACUAUUGUUGGAUGGGUACUGCAAACAGCGUUGAUCUGAACACCGAUCUGACAGCGAAUCUUCGACGCACCAGUAAAGGAACAUAUAGAAUUAUAGCGGCAGAACCAGAAUGUAGAGUUUUCAGAGAGUUGACCUCUAAACACAGUUUUGAUGCUUUCUUCUCAUUCCAUUCAGGAAGUAGACAAAUUCUUUAUCCAUUAUCAGAUGAAAAUUCCAAAGGUUCUGGUGUUGAUGUCCUCUACUUGGCAUCUCUCAUGUCCUCCUCUUUGAAGUCAGGCUUCAAGCUUGUUCCUGCAAAUACCUCUUUAUUUGAUGCGGGCAUUUUCACUUAUGCAAACCAAGAGAGGAAGAUUCCAUUUACAUACAAAAUUUCUCUGUGGGGAGGAAAAGAGAUGAAAUCUGAUAUUCCUGACAAAAACUGUUUUAGCACAUUUAAUCCACCUAGUGAGGAUCUAAAGGCUGAGUUAGAGGUUAUUCACCCACUAUAUCCAACCAUCUUUAAUUUUAUACAUAACUGGAAGCAAACACAGAUUUUGAUCAUGGCUCAACAACAGCGUUCUAAAACAGGUGGAGUGCCAUUUAGUGUUAGUUUUUUCAUCUUCAUCUUAGGAUGUGCUUGUGUUCUCUUGCUUUGUAACAUCCGAGUACCUUUCUCAUGGAAAAUAUACUACAGACGACAAAGACGUAUUGUCAGUUUAAGAUCUUUAGGAACAUUAUUUGCUGUUAUUUGUCCUUUAACAUAAAAGCAGCUGGAUUAAAUGUAUUAGAUUUUAAAUGGUGUAAAAAUAUGUUGGGGUACAAUUUUUUUAAGUUUAAAAAUUUUUCAAUCAUGAUCUGAAUUAACGAGAAAGAAAAAUUUAACCAGUUUGAAACAAGGAGAAAUUUGAACUGCAAAAAAUAAAUGUGGGUCAGAAGCAAAUGAUUUUACUACUUAAUAGGUUUAACAUGUACAACUGUUGACAUGGCUAAUGUCUUUGAUAUAAUGAGACAAAAAAUUCUGAAAUAUUUAUGUCUACAACUUAAAGAUAAUUAACAGUAAAGGUAAUUUUGUAAAAAGAAUCGAGGAAAGUUUUUCUUGAAAAAAAAUAUAAUUCAUUCAAUAGUUUUAUUAUUAUUUAAUGAGAUAUAUUUUAAUGACAGGGCAAGCUGUGAGAGUUACUUGCCCUAAAAUACCAAAAAAAUGACCCGAGGUCCUUGUGCAAACUUGAACUUCUCAAUGUAGAAUAUUUGUUAUGGCUGUCUUUUCUCCCUCUUUUCAUCAAAAUAGAUUUGCAAAAUCCUUUUUAGACUUAAUACUUUCUGCUGACUUGAUAAAAGACUGUACUGUUAAAGCUGAAAUUAAAAAUAUUUUGUAAAUUUUUGUGCAUAUGUACUCUUUGUUUGAGAUGUAUAAACCAAUAUGCUAAGAUGCACAUUUACUAGAUUCAGGCAUGUUGCUAGGAUUCCUAAGUGAUUCUAGACGAGGACUUAAAGAGGUUAAUGCUACUUGAGUGUGUAAUUUUUUUUUUACUGUUGGUACUUAACAGGUCUGAAAUAUAAAGUAAACAUCUGUUUUAUGUGCAAAGGUACCAUGAAGCCAAUACCUUGGGAUUAUACAUGAGAUGUGUGGAUAAUUCUGUAAAUUUUGAAGUCUUAUGUAAUUUGUGUAAUAAGCUCAAAUUAUGUUAUAUUUAAUGUUAAUUUUCUGCCAUGAGAAUCAGGGAUCAGAAAAUAAAUAUUUUUUUAAAGAUAAA
This is a messenger RNA of Pocillopora damicornis (cauliflower coral), 2420 nucleotides long. RefSeq names its product carboxypeptidase B. Lineage: Eukaryota; Metazoa; Cnidaria; Anthozoa; Scleractinia; Pocilloporidae. Gene Ontology annotation, biological process: proteolysis. Gene Ontology annotation, molecular function: zinc ion binding; metallocarboxypeptidase activity. The record is from RefSeq and is a predicted model, not a curated record.